GGGGGUGUGUGCCUCUGGAUCGAGCUGUGGUGGAAGAUGUUUCGGAAAGGGAAGAAGCGACACAGCAGUAGCAGCUCCCAGAGUAGUGAAAUCAGUACUAAGAGCAAGUCUGUAGACUCCAGCCUUGGGGGGCUCUCUCGAUCCAGCACCGUGGCGAGCCUCGAUACCGAUUCCACCAAGAGCUCAGGACAAAGCAACAGUAAUUCAGAUACCUGUGCAGAAUUUCGAAUAAAAUAUGUUGGUGCCAUUGAGAAACUGAAACUCUCCGAGGGAAAAAGUCUCGAAGGGCCACUAGACCUGAUAAAUUAUAUAGAUGUCGCCCAGCAGGAUGGAAAGUUGCCUUUUGUUCCUCUGGAGGAAGAAUUUAUUAUGGGAGUUUCCAAGUAUGGUAUAAAAGUAUCCACGUCAGAUCAGUAUGAUGUUUUGCAUCGGCAUGCUCUGUAUUUAAUCAUCCAGAUGGUGUGUUAUGAUGAUGGUCUGGGGGCAGGAAAAAGCUUAUUGGCUCUGAAGACCACAGAUGCGAGCAACGAAGAAUACAACCUGUGGGUUUACCAGUGCCACAGCCUGGAACAAGCACAAGCAAUCUGCAAAGUUUUAUCCACUGCAUUUGACUCUGUGUUGACAUCUGAGAAACCCUGA
Molecule: messenger RNA, 639 nt
Organism: Lipotes vexillifer (Yangtze River dolphin)
Lineage: Eukaryota; Metazoa; Chordata; Mammalia; Artiodactyla; Lipotidae
Gene: ITGB1BP1
Product: integrin subunit beta 1 binding protein 1
Exons: 6
Coding region: 37-639 (200 amino acids)
Biological process (GO): negative regulation of focal adhesion assembly; negative regulation of substrate adhesion-dependent cell spreading
Cellular component (GO): lamellipodium; cytoskeleton; ruffle
Molecular function (GO): integrin binding
Source: RefSeq, a predicted model, not a curated record